AACACAACUCAAAAGAAAAUCCCUCUCUAACCCUUAUUUAAACCUUUGUGUGGGUCAUUUCAUAACACAAUUACAAUUCAUUACAUACUCUCUCCUCUUCUUCUUUCCUUUCUUGAUUCUAUUCAUACAAAAAAACUAUGGAGUUAGAGAAAGAAAUGAGAAAAUCAAAAUUCAAGAGAAUUUGUGUAUUUUGUGGUAGUAGCCCUGGCAAGAAAACUAGUUAUAAGGAUUCUGCUAUUGAACUUGGAAAAGAAUUGGUUGCAAGAAACAUUGAUCUUGUUUAUGGAGGAGGGAGUAUUGGAUUGAUGGGAUUAAUUUCUCAAGCUGUUUAUGAGGGUGGCCGCCAUGUCUUAGGAGUCAUCCCCAAGACACUCAUGCCCAGAGAGCUAACUGGAGAAACAGUUGGGGAAGUGAAAGCAGUUGCUGAUAUGCACCAAAGGAAGGCAGAGAUGGCUAGACAAUCUGAUGCCUUUAUUGCUUUACCUGGUGGUUAUGGGACCCUUGAGGAGCUUCUUGAAGUCAUAACUUGGGCCCAACUUGGUAUCCAUGACAAACCGGUUGGAUUGCUGAAUGUGGAUGGAUAUUACAACUCAUUGUUAUCAUUUAUCGACAAAGCAGUAGAGGAAGGCUUUAUUAGUCCAACUGCUCGCCAUAUUUUAGUCUCUGCUCCCAACCCUAAAGAAUUAGUCAAGAAAAUGGAGGAGUAUUUUCCAAGGCAUGAAAUAGUUGCCUCAAAGCAAAGCUGGGAGAUUGAACAAUUAGGGCAUUCUCCUAAAUGUGAAAUUUCAAGGUGAAGGCAAGAAUGAUGAUUUGGCAAAGAAAUGGUCUCAUUUUAGAUUUUACCAAAAUGCUCCCAUAUGUGGCCUUUUGUUUUCAAUCCCAUCAUGUUGAUUUUUCACUUUAAUUCUUUUUCCUGUUUUUCUUUUUGUUGUAAAAUAGACGAGGUGAAAUCUAAUCAGAACCUUGAUUAUGUUCUUCAAUGAGAAAUUUGGUGUUAUUUUAUUA
Molecule: messenger RNA, 1005 nt
Organism: Mercurialis annua (annual mercury)
Lineage: Eukaryota; Viridiplantae; Streptophyta; Magnoliopsida; Malpighiales; Euphorbiaceae
Product: cytokinin riboside 5'-monophosphate phosphoribohydrolase LOG1
Exons: 7
Coding region: 138-794 (218 amino acids)
Biological process (GO): cytokinin biosynthetic process
Cellular component (GO): nucleus; cytosol
Molecular function (GO): hydrolase activity, hydrolyzing N-glycosyl compounds
Source: RefSeq, a predicted model, not a curated record